This is a messenger RNA of Halichondria panicea, 1224 nucleotides long. RefSeq names its product serine/arginine-rich splicing factor 10-like. Lineage: Eukaryota; Metazoa; Porifera; Demospongiae; Suberitida; Halichondriidae. The record is from RefSeq and is a predicted model, not a curated record. Bases 75 to 1085 code for a protein of 336 amino acids. Gene Ontology annotation, cellular component: nucleus. Gene Ontology annotation, molecular function: RNA binding. The transcript is spliced from 3 exons.
AAUUGAUCGAAAGCUUGAUUCAAGUUCACCUUCUUCUUCUUACUUGUACUCGUACUCGUAGGCUUGACAAGAGAAUGUCUGGGGACAGUAUUGUAGUGGUAGAUGAUUAUCAGAACGGCUCUCCUCCUUUACAGAUCAAGACGACAGAAGACUCUCCCCCUAGCCCUAGCUCCAGAGGUGACAACAGAGAUUCUUGGAAGAGAUCAAGGAGUAGAAGUCCUGUUAACCGACAAAAACUCUACGAGUCUGAAGGGACUAAUACUACUAGCAAUCACCCCGACUUACAAAAGGCUAGACUCUUUGUAGGAAAUGUUGAUCAUCGAAUAAACCGAUCUGAGUUGAGGAAGGCAUUUUCCCGGUAUGGAAAUGUUUUGGGUGUUUCAAUUCACAAAGGAUUUGCUUUUGUUCAACUUGACAACGAACGAGAGGCCAAGAAUGCUAUAAUUGGCGAGGAUAAUCGAGUACUCAAUGGCUCUAGGCUUCAUGUGGAGUUCUCUCAAGCUGCAAAAAAAGCUGGAGCAAAAUAUAAAGAAGUAGAAGAUCAAAUUGCAGAAAUCAGGAGGAGGGCAUCACCACCACCAGCAUCCAAAGGGCAAAGUAAGGGCUCAUAUGCUGAUGAUCUGAAAGACAGAGAAACCAAGCUCAGUAGGUUGUUAGCAAUGGAGAAAGAACUUGCUUAUUAUCGGUCUCACGAUCGCUAUUCUCGACCUUCUGACUACUACGAUCGUCGAGGUCGCCGUGACUACUCACCCCCACCUAGAGACUACAAUCGGGGUAGUUUUGACCGCAGAGACCACCACCUCUAUAGUCGCCCAAGCCCACCUUUGUCACCUACGCCAAAAUUGAGCACAGGAGGCUAUCGCGACUCCUACCCACCCAAAGGCAGGCAGCCCUCUAGCUACGAGUCCCGUGAUUAUGCAUAUGGAAGGAGUGGGGGUGAAUUAAGUGUUGGAUAUGGCGGAAGCUCUGGAGGUCGCAUAAGUAGUGACAAAUCUCCUGGAGGACCACCUCUUGGUUGGCCCACUGGUUUCAGCAAAUCUAACCCCAACCAACGUCCCUUCUCUAGCAACAGUUCCUGGAAGUAAUGCUUCUCUUGAUGUGACUCUGAAUAUUAUAAUGACUGUGUGAAACUUCUUAUGUAAAUACUUGCCACUGUUGCUUGCCCUUUGCAAUUGCUUAUUAAUUUUACACUUUCAGCAAAAUAAACAGCUUCUUAAAUUCGAA